This is a messenger RNA of Guillardia theta CCMP2712, 2094 nucleotides long. RefSeq lists its product as hypothetical. Bases 1 to 2094 code for a protein of 697 amino acids. Gene Ontology annotation, biological process: mitochondrial respiratory chain complex I assembly. NCBI's taxonomy places the organism in Eukaryota, Cryptophyceae, Pyrenomonadales, Geminigeraceae. Gene Ontology annotation, molecular function: protein-arginine omega-N symmetric methyltransferase activity; calcium ion binding. The transcript has 22 exons. Gene Ontology annotation, cellular component: mitochondrion. The record is from RefSeq and is a predicted model, not a curated record.
AUGGUUUUAAUACUUGCUCUUGUUAGAGAUCUGAGGACUCUUGUUCGGGCCCUUGGAAAGAAUCCAACUCAGGAGGAGCUGAACAAGUUGUGCAACGAGGUCGAUCCCAAUGGGGAGGGGAACGUCACUUUCAACACUUUCGUGAAUGUGAUGUCGCUGCCCAUGAGGGCCUUGGAAACCGAGCAAGAGCUCCUUGCAGCCUUCCAAGCCUUUGACAAGGACGGCAAUGGUUUCUUGAAGGACCAAGAGUUCGCCCUUGUCAUGCGCACAUUCGGAGAGUGUUUGACUGAUGAGGAAGUCGACAUCCUGCUACAAGAGUCGCGACCAUACAGGGAUGAAGAGGGGUUGAUCAACUACAGGGCGUAUGCGCAUCUCCUGUUGACCGGAGGAAGAGCGCUGGCAGCAUGCAAGACUCUUGGAGAGAACAGGGUGCGAUCACCAACUGCUCUCGAUCCUUACACCAUGUGGCGGAGUAGCGACUCGAUGGAUGGACUGACACCGGACGAGAGGAGACUCCGUGAGAGAUUGCUCGCUGAAGCAACUCUGAAGGAGACAACCCAGGGCUACCAGUCCAUAUUGGAGGAGAGUAGGAGGAAGAUCGAGACUCUCAAGAAUGCCGCUCAUGCUGAGAGCGUUCUUAAGGAGCACGGCAAGGACGGUGUCGGGACAACCCUGGGAGAAUCGGGAGCGGUGCCGAAGGCUUCCAAGGCAACACCGCUCACCAAUCUGCUGAAGCAGCGGCUGGCGAUCAGCCCGAUGACGGUAGCGGAGUACAUGACGAUCGCUCUGAACCAUCCCGAGCACGGGUACUACCAGACAAGAGAGGUCUUCGGCACCCAAGGAGACUUCACGACCGCUCCAGAAAUCAGUCAGAUGUUCGGGGAGAUCAUGGGGAUCUGGGUUCUUUACACCUGGCAGCUCCUGGGAUGCCCAGCCAAAGUCCAGCUGAUCGAGCUGGGGCCAGGAAGAGGCACCAUGAUGCUGGAUAUCAUGCGGACAUGCGGCAUGCAUCGUCCCUUCCUCGAGGGGUUGACGGUUCACCUAGUCGAGGCCUCUGCCAAGUUGAAGAAGUUGCAAUCUGAGAAGCUCGUGGGAGUUGGGAUGUUUCAGAAACUGCCCAGAAUGACGCAGGAAAUCGUGUACAGGGAGGUUCCGGUCAUCCCUGGUGCCUGCUCCAUCAUCCUCGCGCAGGAGUUCUUUGAUUGCCUUCCUGUCCACCAAUUCGUCCAUACCGAGAGAGGGUGGUGCGAGAAGAUGGUUGAUAUCGCUCCUUCCGACAGUCCCGAUCACCUUCGUUUCGUCCUCUCCAACGGCCCCACUGCUGCCUCCAAGAUGUGCCUCUUGGACAGCAUCAUCCCCAACCUGGCGAGCAAGAAGCUCAACGAGGGGGUAGAAUUGAGCCCCCAGUCUUGGUACAUAGCCCGACAGAUUGCCACGAGGGUGCGACAGUCUGAAGGAGCCGCCCUCAUCGUCGACUACGGCAACAACGAGUGCGCAGCAGACACGCUGCAGGCUGUGAAGAAUCACAAGUUUGUGCCCGUGCUCGAGGAGCCAGGAGAAUGCGACCUCACCAGCCACGUCGAUUUCUCUGCCAUCAAGAGAUCAGCGCUGCAGGACCUUCUGAGCAAGGAGGAUGUGGCAAAAGUUUCCCAGAGUGCAGUCGACAAGGUCUCCGACGCUGUCAAAGCGUAUCAGGAGAAGUUGUCGGUACUUGAGAGCGAGGCCAAAAGUAAGUCUCUCUCGCAAGAGCGCAUCAAGGAAGCAUUCGAACAGCUCCGUGAGCAAGUGUCUGAAGGUGAUGUGAGCUCGAAGUCGGCAGCAGCUGGAACAGGAGCUGGCACUGCACGAGGAGAGCCAGGAGACGUCCUCGUCCACGGCCCGGUCACUCAGUGCGCCUUCCUUCAUGCCAUGGGCAUCCGCGAGCGCGCGCAAGCGCUGUACAGUGCAUCCCAAGAAGAGGAGCAGCAGCAGAAGAUCAUCAAGCAGUAUGAGCGUUUGACCGCUCCCGAGGAGAUGGGCGAGCUGUUCAAGGUCAUGGCGAUCACAUGUUCGAAGUUGAAGCAAGUUGCUGGGAUCGAGGAGCCGCAAACUUGA